Molecule: messenger RNA, 1080 nt
Organism: Colletotrichum spaethianum
Lineage: Eukaryota; Fungi; Ascomycota; Sordariomycetes; Glomerellales; Glomerellaceae
Product: leucine carboxyl methyltransferase 1
Exons: 2
Coding region: 1-1080 (359 amino acids)
Biological process (GO): C-terminal protein methylation
Molecular function (GO): protein C-terminal leucine carboxyl O-methyltransferase activity
Source: RefSeq, a predicted model, not a curated record
AUGUCUGGAAAUUCAAUCCCGAACCUGCUGUCCUUUCGUGGCGCAAGAGGUGGCCGGGGUGGUCGCGGUCGCGGAAGAGGCCCCGGUGGCCCCUCUUCGGGCCCGACUCAUGAUCAGACGAUCCAGGGAACCGACGACGACGCCGCCGGUUCGCGCCUAAGUGCCGUCAACGUGGGAUAUCUCACCGACCCGUACGCCCAGUUCUUCGUCGAUAACGUGGCUGGUCCCCCUCCGAGGAGAUUACCCAUCAUCAACCGAGGCACUUACACGAGAACCGUUGCUCUCGACAACCUCAUUGACAGCUUCUUGGAUGAGCCAGACGGUACACAGUCUAGUUCAAAGCAGAGGCAAAUCAUCUCGCUGGGCGCCGGCACCGACACUCGCCCGUUCCGUCUCUUUCCCAGGGCCAACCGACCUGAGCUUGUCUACCAUGAGAUCGACUUCGCAGUCACUGUUCGGAAAAAGGCACGUAUAGUGCAGUCCGUCCCCCCCUUGCGCCAGGUUCUUGGUGUGCCAUCCGUAGAGGAGGACGGCUCAUGGAAUUCCCAACCAUCCCCAACAGACAAGUACUAUUGUCACUCACGCGACCUUCGCGAGCUUGUACAAGACGCCGCACCGCCCCUCGUGGGUCUCAGGACGGAUAUCCCGACAUUACUGGUAUCAGAGUGCUGUCUCUGCUAUCUUGAGACAUCCGCCACCAAAGACGUUGUGGCAUGGUUCGAGCAGAAGAUCCCUGACCUCGCCAUCAUCAUCUACGAACCAGUCAGGCCCGAUGAUCCUUUUGGCAAGAUGAUGACGUCCAACCUUGCAGCAAGGAGGAUCCGCAUGCCGACUCUGGAAAGCUACAAGCUUCCGCAGGAUCAAACUAAGCGCCUGCGCGAUGCCGGAUUUGAGCAUGCCAAUGCCCUAACAGUUGAGCGCAUUUGGGAGAAUUGGGUGUCGACUGAAGAAAAGGAGCGCGUGGACCGAUUGGAGGGCCUCGAUGAGGUCGAGGAAUGGAAGCUUCUUGCUGACCAUUACAUUGUGGCAUGGGGAUGGAGAGGCUCCGGGUUUGCAAUGGACGACGCAAAUGGGGCGUAG